Acanthosepion pharaonis is the source of this 525-nucleotide messenger RNA. The record is from the annotation of a GenBank genome assembly. NCBI's taxonomy places the organism in Eukaryota, Metazoa, Mollusca, Cephalopoda, Sepiida, Sepiidae.
AUGUGGAAUAGGCAGGCUUUUCUCUUUUUCACUGUACUAUCUAUCUAUCUAUCUAUCUAUCUAUCUAUCUAUCUCAAUCUAUCUAUCUAUCUAUCUAUCUAUCUAUCUAUCUAUCUAUCUAUAUCUCAAUUUUUAUUGCUGCUAAUAUUUUUUUUUAUCUAUCUAUCUAUCUAUCUAUCUAUCUAUCUAUCUAUCUAUCUAUCUAUCUCAUUAUUUUUUUUGUAUAAUAUCUAUCUAUCUAUCUAUCUAUCUAUCUAUCUCCUCUUACUUUUUCCGCUUGGCUCAAGACGCAAUGAGUAUUUCCAUGGAUGGCGCGAUCCAAAUGUUUUUAUUUUUUUGUUCAUAUCUAUCUAUCUAUCUAUCUAUCUAUCUAUCUAUCUAUCUAUCUAUGUCAAUCUGUCCGUAUCUAUCUAUCUACCUAUCUAUCUAUCUAUCACUGUCUCUCCUUAUAUAUCACUUUCUCUCCUUAUCUAUCUAUCUAUCUAUCUAUCUAUCUAUCUAUCUAUCUUUUUGUGUAUUUUUUAA